Molecule: messenger RNA, 2056 nt
Organism: Dothidotthia symphoricarpi CBS 119687
Lineage: Eukaryota; Fungi; Ascomycota; Dothideomycetes; Pleosporales; Dothidotthiaceae
Product: cytochrome P450
Exons: 3
Coding region: 152-1738 (528 amino acids)
Molecular function (GO): monooxygenase activity; iron ion binding; heme binding
Source: RefSeq, a predicted model, not a curated record
GUCUAGUCCAAAGAAGACCUGGGGCCGGUAACGCCGCGGGUGGCAGAAACACUCCUACGGUUGAUAAGCAGGCACAUAUCACGUCUUUCGAUAUGUGAAUUGUGUUUUCUAUCCCAAGACUUGUCCAAGGCGUGUUUCUACGACCUUCACCAUGGGUCUUGCCUCGCCCACCACAGCCGGUCUUACGGUUCUUUUUGGCGUGAUUGUCUUUUACAGUCUUAGCUACCUCCGAUCGAAGAAUGAGAAACCCCUCCCUCCAGGCCCGAAGGGCAUUGCACUCCUUGGAAAUGUCAGCGACAUGCCCCCGCCUGGCACGCUUGAGUGCCACCAUUGGUUAAAGCACAAGGACAUAUAUGGCCCGAUCAGUUCAGUUACUAUCCUGGGUACAACUUUCGUCAUCAUCAACGAUGCGCAAAUGGCAUUUGAGCUCUUGAGCAAUCGGUCUGCUACUCAUUCGUCACGCCCGCACCAGGUCUUCAGCUGCGAUAUGGUUGGAUGGAACAACUCGCUUGCCAUGAGUCCUUAUGCGGAUAGUUUCAAGAUGCACCGCAAGAACAUUGCAAAGGUUGCUAGCAGCAAUGUUGCUCUCUCAGUAUUUGAUCGUAUUCAAGAGGUUGAGGCCGCUCACUUCCUGCUUAACAUGCUCGAGUCCCCUGAAGCUCUCUUUGAUCACAUUCGCAUGGAGGCAGGUGCUGUCAUUCUGAAAAUCGCCUACGGAUACACAACCAAGCGUGGCACAGACCCAUUGGUCGAUAUGGCCGGAAAGACGAUGGAAGAGUUCGCUGAAUGCACCGUACCUGGAAGAUUCAUGGUGGAUCUUAUGCCUUUCUUGAAAUACGUACCAGAAUGGUGCCCUGGCACUGGCUUCAAGGCCAAGGCUCGUAAGAUGGCUGCCCAACUAGAGCGAACCAGCAACCAGCCCUACCAAUUCGUUAAGAAACAGAUGCGAGAGAACACACACAAGACGUCAUUUUUGUCUCAAGCAAUUGAAAAGAUCGGCAUGGAUAAAGAGUUAGAGUUCAUUCACAAGUGGUCAGCGGCUUCGCUAUACUUGGGCGGCGCUGACACGACAGUUUCGUCCCUGAUGACCUUUUUCUUGGCGAUGACUGUGUGUCCAGAAGUACAAGUGAAGGCUCAAGAGGAGCUCGAUCGUGUUGUUGGACGCGGCCGCCUACCUGUCCGUUCCGAUCUCGAAAACCUUCCCUACAUUGUGGCGAUUAUGAAAGAAACUCACCGCUGGCACCCUGUGGCCCCUAUGGGCCUGCCUCACUGCAGCACCGCGGAGGACGUCUUCGAAGGAUACCGGAUUCCAAAGGGCUCGCUCGUGAUUGCAAACAUCUGGUGGUUUACACAUGACCCGGCGGUCUAUGCUGACCCUAUGGUCUUCCGCCCUGAACGUCAUCUUGAUACUCCUACCCACAAGGCCGAGCCCGACCCGCGUAACUGGAUCUUUGGUUUUGGGCGUCGUGUCUGCCCUGGCAGAUAUGUAGCAGACAACGCACUGUUCAUCACGAUUGCGCAAACACUGGCAGUCUUCAAUAUCGAGAAAUUCAGCGAGAAUGGAAAGGUAGUGGAGCCAGAGGUCAAGUUCGAGCCUGGCAUUGUCAGUCACCCCAAGCCAUACCGGGCAAUUGUCAAGCCGAGGUCUGCGGAGCAUGCAGAGUUGAUCAAGAAGGCGGAGCAAGACUUUCCAUGGGAAGAGAGCGACGCGAAAGAGUUGGAGAAGGCCACAGUUUAAGCAAGCGUAAAGUAGUACCCAAUAACAACGCGUUCUUUAGCGGUCAAAGCAGUCAUUUGGUAUGAUUCGUCACUUGUGGUGCUGAAGAGAUAUCCACCUGCAUCGAGAGAAUUGGGACUAAGAGCAAGUUGUCAUCAAAUCAGACCCAGAGACUCGUUUCACUUUGCAGAGCCUCUACCUCUGUCAAGUUUUGUCGAACUCUCUCAAUCAGCUUCGAUGAUCUUAGCUUACUUUAAGGCAUCCCACCAGCCACCUUCCUCCUUUGUCGUGUCGGUCCGAUAAGAAGUAUAGUUACCAAUACACAACAACCAAAUAGCC